CAUUUUCCGUACUCACAUGAUUGGUAUUUUAUAGCUUUUGAGGACUAAUUCUAUUAAACUAGCAAUAUAGCGACACGUCAGUUGCCAAGCGCAGUUUCAUUGGUUCGAUGUAUCAAGGUUUACCUUGAGUAUAUAAAAUGUUUGAAUGGAUAGUGGUGGCAACAGAAACAGAAGACAGUUUUACGUGGAACAGAAGACAGUUUACGUGGACACAAUGCAACAGCAAUACUUAGACAGUGUUAGUAGUAUGGAGAUGGAAGCUAUACUGAAGACUGCCAAUCCCAGCCCCUAUCUCCGUGAAUUGGUAGAAAAUACGGAAAUCGGAAGACCUAACGAAACCGACCGCACAGAUUCAUCAUCAUACCUGAUGGACUCUGAUGACGCAAUGGGUCUACCCGAUCUUGAAGAAAUCUUUGGUCUAACCAGCAACCCCAAGACGACUGCUGGUGCACCAGGUGAGGGCGUUUCAGGUCUGGUCGCAGACCCUAUUUCACUAACCAAUGCGUUUGACCAACAGUUCGUAUCAUCCUUUUUCUCUGCUCCGUCUGCUUCGUGUCCCACGCCAGACGAUAUCGUGGUUUCAAAUGCAGACGACUCCACAGACUUGGUCUUCAGCGACAUAGUCCUGGAACCAAUUUCAGACACGGCUAAUAUUCCGGAGACCGUGAGAGAGCUCUUUGAGCAGGGAUUGGCCAAUUCUAGUGAGGGUCCACUGGCGCAGAAGCCGACGACCACCACUAUCACCACCACCAGUCUUGCAGACGGUCAGUUUGGCCAGCAGACGACAGGGGACUUCAGUGUUCAGGGUUUGGGAGAUUCUUGGGAAGCAGCCACCUCUGUGGUGUCAGUGGAAUCCCCCGUAAAGCAGAAGCUGAGAAACACCAUCCAGCAAAAACAUGGGGACAGGCCUCUUCCAGCUGUGGACUUCACGCCCAAGCCACAAUCAGAGCUGUCGCAAGAAGAGAGAGAGAAGGUUGAAAGAAGAAAGCAGAAGAAUCGAGACUCUGCAGCCAAGAGUAGAACCAACCAGAAGAAGAAACAGAAGUAUCUAGAAAAGAGAAUUCUGGAAUUAGAAGAUCAAAAUGAGAUGCUUUCAGCGGAGAUUAAAGUCCUGAGUAUGAGGAAACAAACAACCGCUCAAGUACUGCAUCAUCAUAAAUGCAAGUGCAAAUCACGUACACAGAUAAACAAGAAGAAACUUGCGAUGGCGUUGGCUGCGUUUCUGAGCCAGAUAGUCGAAGAAGGAUGACAUCGAGAUUUCGUUCUACACUAACCAAGAAGCAAACGGCAAACCAGUCGCUUCUAAAAUUAAGGCCACAUAUGAGCUAGUCCGGUUUUCUUGGACGAGUUCAGGGUGGUAUAGGCGAGUUAAAACAAAACUAUGUAUAUGGGCACUUUACUCUUGCACUGGUCAGGGUGUGUUCUCUAUAAUGUUUAAUACCGUGUAAGCGAUGCGUAUACUUUCGAAAUAACGCUAGUAGUGUCGUCUGAACGAAACACCAAUAAACACUCCUAUCAUAAUGGACAGUCAUUACUGUAAUCAUCAUCUUUAUUUACGAUGGUUACUGUUAUUAACUGACUGUGGUUAUUGUCAACUGAUAAACUUUGGUCCUGGGUGUGGUGGUGUUGGGGGUUGGGAUUUUUUUUGGGGGGGGGGAUUGCAUCUUCUUCUUUUUUUCUUUUUUUUGGGGGAGUGUGUGUGUGUUUGUUUGGGGGGUUUGUGGUGGGUUGGUUUGUUUGGGGGUGUUUUGUGCUUAUUUUGUUUUGUUUUUGGGGGUAUUUGUUUUUUGUUUUUUGUCCUUACCAACUCUGGUAAUAUUUCCUCCUAUUGAGCAUGGUAUUGUUCUUUAGGUCUCACUACACAGAUGCCAUCUGCCAUUGAAACCCAUGUUAAAUUGCCCAACUACAAACGAAGAUUGCCAAUAGAUCGGGUUCUCGUUAGCGCUAACAACAUACACCAUUGCGAACAUA
Messenger RNA from Gigantopelta aegis, 1971 nucleotides. RefSeq lists its product as uncharacterized. Gene Ontology annotation, cellular component: nucleus. Lineage: Eukaryota; Metazoa; Mollusca; Gastropoda; Neomphalida; Peltospiridae. The record is from RefSeq and is a predicted model, not a curated record. Gene Ontology annotation, molecular function: DNA-binding transcription factor activity, RNA polymerase II-specific; RNA polymerase II cis-regulatory region sequence-specific DNA binding. Gene Ontology annotation, biological process: regulation of transcription by RNA polymerase II. The transcript is spliced from 4 exons. Bases 146 to 1249 code for a protein of 367 amino acids.